CCACCUUUUCUUUUUUCUCCUCAUUUCGCUUUUCUUCGUCUGUAAUCGAUUGAAGAAACCCAAGAAGAAGAUGCCCUCGAGGCCUUUAGCUCCAAGCUCAAACCCCAGCUCGAUACUCAGGGCCCGGGGUUUGUUUCUCGCUAUCACCAUCUCGGCUUCUGCUUUGUUCUUCAUUGGUCUCAUCUUCUUUCUUUUCUAUCUCUGGUACUCCCUUGUCAACCGCUCUCGCACCAGCCCUUUCGACUCCAGCACUCCCCUGAAGCUGCAGAGGUUCUCCUACAGGGAGCUGAAGUCGGCCACCAAUGGAUUCAAUGACGCUAAUUCGAUCGGAAAAGGUGGGUCCGGGACUGUGUUUCGGGGUAUUCUACGUGACGGGAAGUCUGUUGCCGUGAAGAAGCUUGACGCGUCGUCGUUGCAGGUCGAGCGUGAGUUUCAAAAUGAGUUGCAGAUUCUGGGUGGUUUGAGGUCGCCGUUUGUUAUUUCGCUUCUGGGGUAUUGUGUUCAUGAGAAAAGAAGGUUCCUUGUUUAUGAGUAUAUGCCAAACAGGAGCUUGCAGGAGUCCUUGUUCGGUGAUGGCUCGGCGUCGUCGGAGUUGAAUUGGGAUCGGCGUUUUGAGAUUAUUCUCGACAUUGCUCGAGCUCUUGCAUUUCUGCAUCUGGAAUGUGAUCCUCCGGUCAUUCAUGGCGACAUAAAGCCGAGUAAUGUUCUAUUGAGUUCGGACUAUCGGGCGAAGAUUUCAGAUUUUGGGCUGUCGAGGUUUAAGACUGAAGGUGAAUUCGGGAUUGACUUGUUUAGUCAGGAAUUGGGUCGGAGUCAGGAGCUGUGGAAAAGCCAGGAGCUUUCUGGGAAUCCAGCUUCUGCUCCUGCAGAAACUCCAACAGAUGAAACUCCAGUUGAGACUGCUCCUGAGGUAGACUUCUCUAUUGCUUUGCAAGCUUCUUCUUCUUCUUAUUCAAAUAGUAGUAAAGUGGUUUAUAAUGCGAAAACCCUGAAUUCGAAUUCUCUGAAUCCAAACACCGGCGGUUCUGUAAAUGAGGAUGGUGCUAAGGAUUUUAAUGCAAAGGGGAAGGCGGUAUUAGCUGUGGGAUUUGGCGGAGAAGAUUGGAACAAGUUCGUUCCUUUCGAAUACGACCCAUGUAGUUCUGAACACAGUAAGGAGUUGAAUCUUAAUACAUCUCUGCAAAUCGAUGACACGGAAACUAGUACAAAGCAGUGGGGAAAGGAUUGGUGGUGGAGACAGGAUGGGAGUGGUGAAUUGUGCAGUAAAGAUUAUGUCAUGGAAUGGAUAGGAAGCCAGAUUUUCCCAUCCACCAAUCCUGAUUGGGACGACGAGAAGAAGAGUAUCCCAGAGAAAACCGAUUUGGAUAAUUCGACUCAGACAGAUAAACUGGAAAUUGUAGCCGAACCCCAGUUGCAGGGACUCAUCUUUGAUGGUCCGAAGAAGAGGUCUGAGAAGAAAGAAGGAAAGAGUGGGAAAAAAAGCAACAAGAAGCACAGGAAGAUGCAAGAAUGGUGGAAAGAAGAACGCCUUGCAGAGAUGAGCAAGAAGGGUAGCAGGUUAAGGAAGCUAGAAGCCAAGUGGAAGAAAGGCUUCAAGAUCCCACAUUUUGAUCUGGGUCGAACGUUUCGGUUUCAAAGCUGUGCUACUUUCAGAGAACAGAAGCAGAACGACUGUGAUACUAGUGCAGAGUUCAGUUUCAGAAAGGGUUGGAAGAAGAAGAAGACGACCCAUUCUGCUGGUAGUGAGAUGUGGAGUGGGGAUCUUUUCAGUCGGGAGCUCAGCAGUACAACAAGCGUGAGAGGGACUGUGUGUUAUGUAGCGCCUGAAUAUGGUGGAUGCGGGUGUUCGAUGGAGAAAGCUGAUAUUUACAGUCUGGGCGUGGUGAUCCUUGUGAUCAUCUCAGGAAGGAGGCCAUUGCAUGUGCUUUCUUCACCCAUGAAGCUCGAGAGAGCCAACCUGAUAAGCUGGUGCAGGAACUUGGCUCGGGCUGGGAACAUCUUGGAGCUGGUGGAUGAAAAAUUGAAGGACACAUACAACAGAGAUCAAGCUACUCUGUGUAUCAACAUAGCUUUGAUGUGCUUACAGAAAAUGCCUGAGUUGCGUCCAGACAUUGGUGAGAUUGUUAAAAUUCUGCAAGGGGAGAUGGAUCUUCCACCAUUACCCUUUGAGUUUUCACUGUCUCCAGCUUCCAAGGCCUUCAGCAGGUUGAACAGAAAACUGAAGGAAGAUGUUGAGUAAGUUGAGCACAGUAACUCUACUUGCUCAUAUUUCAUUCUUCCUAUCCAUUUUGGUUCAUACUGAUGAAAUGGAAGUAACAUCAUAGAACAGAUGAAUACUAGUUGUUUAUGCAAGGACUGAUGUCUUCAGACACUGUAUUAUGAAGGAUUAUAGUGUAGUUCUAUUGUUGUACAAUAGAUGAUUGAUUUUUCUUGUCAGUUCUUAGAUGUAAAUAUGAAGGCUGUUGAACCAGUAUAUUUCUGAUCAGGCUACUUUUCUUCCUCAA
Messenger RNA from Nelumbo nucifera (sacred lotus), 2504 nucleotides. RefSeq names its product putative receptor-like protein kinase At1g80870. Lineage: Eukaryota; Viridiplantae; Streptophyta; Magnoliopsida; Proteales; Nelumbonaceae. The record is from RefSeq and is a predicted model, not a curated record. Gene Ontology annotation, biological process: protein phosphorylation. Gene Ontology annotation, molecular function: protein kinase activity; ATP binding.